Piliocolobus tephrosceles (Ugandan red Colobus) is the source of this 824-nucleotide messenger RNA. It is a transcript of the gene BAALC, whose product is annotated as BAALC binder of MAP3K1 and KLF4. The transcript is spliced from 3 exons. The coding region runs from base 142 to 579 and encodes 145 amino acids. The record is from RefSeq and is a predicted model, not a curated record. NCBI's taxonomy places the organism in Eukaryota, Metazoa, Chordata, Mammalia, Primates, Cercopithecidae. Gene Ontology annotation, cellular component: cytoplasm.
GCGCGGCUGCAGCGCGGGCGGGAGCGGGGACGCAAUGUCGCCGCCGCCGCCUCCUCGCGGGCCGGAGCUGCGCCGCCGGGACUGAGCCGCCGCCAGAGCCUACAGCCUAGCAGCCGCCGGGCGCGCCCGCGACUCAGGAGGAUGGGCUGCGGCGGGAGCCGGGCGGAUGCCAUCGAGCCCCGCUACUACGAGAGCUGGACCCGGGAGACAGAAUCCACCUGGCUCACCUACACCGACUCGGACGCGCCGCCCAGCGCCGCCGCCCCGGACAGCGGCCCGGAAGCGGGCGGCCUGCACGCGGGCGUGCUGGAAGAUGGACUGUCCUCCAAUGGUGUGCCCCGAUCUACAGUCCCAGGUGGAAUACCCAAUCCAGAGAAGAAGACGAACUGUGAGACCCAGUGCCCAAAUCCCCAGAGCCUCAGCUCAGGUCCUCUGACCCAGAAACAGAAUGGCCUUCCGACCACAGAGGCUAAAAGAGAUGCUAAGAGAAUGUCUGCAAAAGAAGUCACCAUUAAUGUAACAGACAGCAUCCAACAGAUGGACAGAAGUCGAAGAAUCACAAAGAACUGUGUCAACUAGCAGAGAGUCCAAGCAGAAGAGUAGAUGGACUUCUUCUAUGUCCUUCAAGGCACUGGAUACCAUCAAAGAACCUUGAAGAAGUGGCUGCCCCUUGCUGGACCUGAAUGCUACUGAGUCCCUGGCAAGACUGUCUUACCUGGCAGCAAACUGCUGCCUGGUUUUGUUGGGACCCUUCUGAGCCUUCUACUUAUCAUGUAAAUGUAUUGGCAUAGUGCUUACAUAUGUUAAUAAACUGCAAAUGUGCA